AAACCUAACCCAUGUUUACAUGAUUACGUUCACUGAAUUAAAACCCCAGUGUUUGCUCUGAGGACGCCUCAGUGGGCGUGUCAUCUUCGGUGAACACAGGGUUGUGGUGUCGAGCUUCAUUUUUUCACUUCGGGGUGGUGGCCGCUGUUUUGCUCCAGGACUUCCCGGUGAGCCUCUGAAAGCAUGGGCGUGUUGAGAGGGGAUUUCUGAGCAAACUUAGGAAAAAACUUCCGGAUAAGUUAAUACAAGUUCGUUUACAAGCUCUUCCACCUCCCAGAAGCUCCACUGUGAAACUAUUGGCCGGUUAAAAAAAGACGUUGUUUGGGACGUUUGAGCAGCAGCGAGCAAACCCGGACAAAGAAAACCAGACGUACGAGCUAAGGUUAGCUGCUGGAGCUCUGGGCUAACUUAGCAUUCCUCAUUCCUGCGCCGCAAUGCAAGCCAUAAAGUGUGUCGUUGUCGGAGACGGAGCUGUGGGUAAGACCUGCCUGCUCAUCAGCUAUACCACCAAUGCCUUUCCUGGAGAGUACAUCCCCACAGUGUUCGACAACUAUUCUGCCAAUGUUAUGGUUGAUGGGAAGCCUGUAAACCUGGGCCUUUGGGAUACAGCAGGACAGGAAGAUUACGACAGACUCCGCCCUCUUUCCUACCCUCAGACGGAUGUGUUCCUCAUCUGUUUUUCACUUGUGAGUCCGGCUUCUUUUGAAAACGUCCGUGCCAAGUGGCACCCUGAGGUGAACCACCAUUGUCCCACCACUCCCAUCCUCUUGGUGGGCACCAAGCUGGAUCUUAGAGAUGAAAAGGACACCAUAGAGAAGCUGAGGGAGAAGAAACUUGCCCCGAUUACCUAUCCUCAAGGACUGGCAAUGGCCAAAGACAUUGUUGCUGUCAAGUAUCUGGAGUGCUCAGCUUUGACUCAGCGUGGCCUUAAAACUGUGUUUGACGAGGCGAUUCGGGCUGUUCUCUGCCCUUUACCUGCCCCUAAGAAGUCAAAGAAAUGCCUUCUUCUCUAAGACUUCCACCAUUUGAGCCGGUUGCAGUGGAACAUGACUGCUGUGGGUAGCUAAUCACACCAGUGUACACACAAAGCAAUGUACUUGUUUCUUUCCUUCCAUGAAUAUACCCACAGUACAGCAGUUACACCAACCGUUACCUAGAAGACCUUGAUAAAGGGUCCAUAAUUGGAGAAAUGUACCGUGGAAUGUUUUCAAUUUGUUGUUCCACUUUUUUGUUUACACUCUUGUUUGCUUGUUUUGAGUGAAAGUAACAUUGCCAAAUAUGUUAUGCACACAUUCUGUAUUGUAGCAAAAAAAACAAAACCAUUGCUUUAGUGUUUUAAACCUACAAAACAAACAAAACACAGCCAAUGACUUGCUGCUGUUUUUUCAGCUUAAUGGCAGAUGGCAUUCCAUUCAUUUUAUGGUAGCGUCUGUGAAGCUUGCACACCUCAUGUUAUUGUAAGUGUAGAGAGUUUGUUUUCAGUCUUUGCUCAUGAAUUAUAUUAAUUCCAAUUUCAUGGUCAAAUGUUGCAUAGCACACGCUGAAAAUCCACUCUGUGGAAAGGUCUGCUGACUCUAACACAGCUAAUAAUGUCUGAAAAACCAAAAAUGAUCCAGUAUUUGAUGUUUUGGACCUGUCAAGUUUAUUUUCUUUCCGCUGAAAUACCCCCCUAGAAAUGUCUCAAAUGUAUGUAACUGCCAGGUGUGCACAGCUGAGAACUUUAUUAGAUAUUGGAUUAAAUCUGUUUAAAUUGGUGGUGGGGAUCAAGAGCACCUUUAUGCUCUGGGAAUUUUUCAAUAACAUUUUGUGUGGCACAUUUAAUUCCCAACAGCAACACUACAUUCAUGCCGUUUAACAAUAACAGUAGUAUACGGUGUAUUCAUUUAUGUUAUAAUCAUGUCACUGACCAUUUUGUAUCUUCCUUCACAGAAGUUACAUUUCACUCACUGUAUUGUUUAACUAACACUAUCUUUUGCUUAUUACCUCUACACUCAGUGCUACCUUAAUCUCUCUGCAAGCCUCGCUUUUUGUAUUUAAUGCUGACAGCCUGUAUGCGCAACGUAAACUGAAAACUAUGGUUAGAAUUGCUGCAGUUACAUAUAUAUACUGUGUAUAUAUAUACAUAUAUAUAUUUGCCUAUUCACAAAAUGUAUUUGAACUACAAGAUCAGGGGUACAUGAUGUUUGUCAGCAUUGCAUUCAGACAUCAAGCUGUGCUUUAAUUCAAGCCAAUGUUGUGGGACUUUAAGUUUUAUGGAUAAAAACUAUUGUCACUUUUUAAAAAAAGCCAAUAAAUUCAAGAAGAAACAGA
Messenger RNA from Solea senegalensis (Senegalese sole), 2310 nucleotides. It is a transcript of the gene rac1b, whose product is annotated as Rac family small GTPase 1b. Gene Ontology annotation, biological process: establishment or maintenance of cell polarity; regulation of cell shape; regulation of actin cytoskeleton organization. Gene Ontology annotation, molecular function: protein kinase binding; GTP binding; GTPase activity. The transcript is spliced from 6 exons. The record is from RefSeq and is a predicted model, not a curated record. NCBI's taxonomy places the organism in Eukaryota, Metazoa, Chordata, Actinopteri, Pleuronectiformes, Soleidae. Bases 435 to 1013 code for a protein of 192 amino acids. Gene Ontology annotation, cellular component: cytoskeleton; plasma membrane; cell cortex.